GAUCGGAGGGAUUUUAAAUACUCUUGAUUUCUGUGAUGUGCGCCAUGUACGACGGCUUUUGGGAUCGAUUUUGUUUGGCAGAAGAGACCACAUGAGUUUGAUACAGGGCCACACGCUUGCCUUUUUUGCCGACCCCACCUUCCCACCUCCUGUCCAUCUCGAAGAAAUCUGAAGAAAAUCUCCGCCAGGGGAGGGGGUUUAAUAUCUGCAGAGAGGGGAGACCUGUGAGGGAUCAACGGUCUUAUCUCCCCUCUACACUAACCCUCAAACGGUCGGGGAAUGAUCAGAAGCUAUUCAAAGGAGACACAAUUAAAGGAAAUACUGCGGAUUUACAGUAAAUUUUAAUUCGCCAAAAAUAUGGCCGAUAAUGUCCUGGAGUCUGGCCCGUCUUCAGCCAAGAGGCCCAAGUUGUCCUCUCCAGCUCUCUCAGUAUCGGCCAGUGAUGGAAAUGAUUUUGGAUCAUUCUUUGACCUGGAGCAUGACCUCCCUGAUGAGCUCAUCAAUUCUUCUGAACUUGGGUUACCCAAUGGUGGAGAUGCCAGCCAACUCCAUACUAGUCUUGGAGCCAUUGGAGGUGGUAUUGGAGUGGCAGGUGGCCAAGAUGCCGCCGCAAAACACAAACAACUCUCUGAACUUCUGCGUGCUGGAGCAGCACCCCAACAAGGUGGCCACACACCAAACAGUACAGCAGCUGGGGUACCCAUGGGGAUGAUGGGAGGCAUCAGUGUUUCCCCUGGUGGACCUCAAGGCUUGGCGCCCCAGGGCCAGCAGCAGCAGCAACCUGGGCUAAUGCAGCAGGUUGGGAUGGUUGGAGGGGUAGCCGGACUUAGUAGAGCAGCUGCUGUGAUGGGUGGUGUCCAGAAGGGUAACACUGGACAGCAGCAGCAAGGACUGAUGAGCGGGCAGGUGAUAAAUGGUUCGACAAGAAUGGGUUACCCUGGUAGUACAGGCAUGGGUAGCAGCGGCAAUCUCCUGGCAGAAACACUGCAACAGCAGGGGAGUCAGCAAAUUGGACCUGGAGGACAAGCAGGGAUGAGGCCACAGCAACCUGGGGCACUUAACAAGAUGAAUAUGAUGGCCAAUACGGACCCAUAUGGUUGUCCAUACAACCAGUCUUCUGGACAGGGACUGCCUGGGGCAGGGCUGGGCCCACAGCUCCAGAAUAAGUCAGGACUGCCCAACAAUUUGGCCACACAGUUCAGCAUGGACAAGAAGACACCACCAGGGCAAAGCAUACCUGGAAUGCGCGGUGACAACGCACUGAACAAGAGCAGCACAUCCUCGGCCUCUCAGCAGCAGCAGCCUGCAACGGUUGGCAGUGUGUCAGUGGGCGGAGCAGCAGGAGCAGUAGGAGGGGCCCAGGUUGGGCUUGGCACUCUCGGGACAGGUCCCAGUGCAGCACCCCCUACAGCAGACCCUGAGAAACGGAAACUGAUUCAACAGCAGCUGGUGCUCUUGCUCCACGCACAUAAGUGCCAGCGUAGGGAGCAAGCUAAUGGGGAAGUGCGGCAGUGCAACCUGCCCCACUGCCGAACGAUGAAGAAUGUGCUCAACCACAUGACUCACUGCCAGGCUGGCAAAUCUUGCCAGGUGGCACACUGUGCCUCAUCCAGGCAGAUUAUUUCUCACUGGAAGAAUUGCACAAGACACGAUUGUCCUGUUUGCCUGCCGCUAAAAAAUGCAGGAGACAAGAGGAACCAGCAGUCUCUCAUUAGUGGCACAGGUGUGGGUUUGGUGAACUCUUUAGGAUCUGGGGUGCCAGGUGGGCCAUCAAACAGUCCAAAUUUGAAUCCACCAAACCAGAUUGACCCCAGCUCCAUAGAGAGAGCCUACGAUGCCCUUGGCCUUACCUACCAGGGCAACCAGAUGCCACAACAACCUCUACAGGCCAACAUGCCAAACCAAGCACUGCAGGGGCAGCCUGGCAUGAGGGCGCUAACCUCCAUGGGUGGAAAUUCUAUGGGAGUGAAUGGUAACAUGGGCAUGCAGCCCCCUAACCAGCAGUCCUCUCUUCUGCCAGACACCAUGUUGCACAACAGCAUGAAUGCACAGAGUUUGAUGAAUGAUGGUGUAGGCAACCUGGGCUCCAUUCCUACAGCAAUGCCUCCUUCCACUGCGGGCCUGAGGAAGUCUUGGCAUGAAGACAUCACACAGGACCUCCGAAACCACCUUGUGCACAAGCUUGUCCAGGCCAUCUUUCCCACUCCUGACCCAGCUGCAUUGAAAGAUCGGCGGAUGGAAAAUCUGGUGGCUUAUGCUCGUAAAGUAGAGGGUGACAUGUACGAGUCAGCCAACAGUAGGGCGGAGUAUUACCACUUGCUGGCAGAGAAGAUCUAUAAGAUUCAGAAAGAGCUUGAGGAAAAGAGGAGGACACGACUCCAGAAGCAGGGCAUGAUGCCCGGCCAACCCAGCAUGGCCACCUCAGGUCUACCACAGGGGCCUCCCAGCAUGGGACAACCACCCAUAGCCCCUGGGCAACCGCUAAAUGGUCCACACGCUGAUCCAUCUAUGAUCCGACCACCUGGGUCAAAUCAGAUUGUAAACAGGAUGCAGAACCCAGCAGGAAUGAACCAGUUUGCUCAGAUGGGAAUGCAGUCAAUGGGUCAGAGGUCAACACCUCCUGUUCCUCUUGGUGCUCCAGUCAACCAGAUUGGUAUGGGAUCAGCACGGAUGAGUCAGUCCAGUGUGGCACAGUUACAGAACCAGUGUCUUCCUCCAGGCCAAUUUUCUGGGUCUAGUCCUGGGCUUGGUACUGGUCCUGUUGGUAUGAGCCAGCCAGCAACCCAGGCUAAUAUGCCUCCGAAUCAGAUGUCGACCCCACCUUCCCUCCCUGCGAGCAGCCCUGCAGCACAGUCUGCCUCUUCUGUUCCAGGCUCUGGAGUCCCUGUAAGCUCAGUGGGGCCUGGUAGUGUCAGUGGCGCUGGGCCUCUACCCAACCUGCCUCCAUCUUCCAACUCCACCCAGCCGAACUCUUACUCUCAUUGCCCACCCAUCCGAACAAACUCUCCCUCGCCCGCACGCAGCCUCACACCUCAGCCACAUCAAACACCUCCUACAUUACCUGGGUCUCAGACCCCACAGCCACACACACCCAACACACCCCACAUACCCUCUGCACAGCACACCCAGCAGCAGCAACAAGCUUCACAGCAACACCAACAAGUUUUGCUGCAGCAGCCACCGGGUCAAGGAAGCACCUCAGAGAAGGCCAAUCAGCUUCCACAGCAGAUAAUCAGUGGUGUGGCUUCUUCAGGUUCUCAUGCAGGCCAGACUCCUCCUGCCCCAACUCAAAAUGCUCAUGUGCCAUUACAACGGCCGCAGACCCCACUGUCUCCGAAGCCCCCUCUGACAGCAGAUGGCCAGGUGUCUUCCCCAACCUCUGUCAGCAGCAAUACUGACCCUAGUUCUCAGCUCGCACCUUCAGAAGGCCCCGCUCCCAGCCAGGAAGAGGUAAAAAUGGAGGCGACAAAAGAGGAGGAAGCAGAUGAGGGAACUGAUACCCAGGUAGAGGACAAAGCUUUGGAAACAACAGGCAAGGGUCUGCCUGAUGUGAAGUCUGAAGAGAAAUCAGGGGUGGCGGUAAAGAAAGAGAAGCCAUCAGGAGAUGAUGCUAGUGGUGAACCCAUGGAUACCUGUUCAUCCUCGGAAUUGUCCUCUGUAGUGUUGAGCGAAGACCGAAAGAUUGAAGUCAAGAAAGAGCAUAAAGAAGAAGAAGAGGGUCCAGGGUCAACAGCCACCAACAGCUCCCCGGCAAAUACUCAGAACAAGAAAAAAAUUUUUAAACCAGAGGAGCUGCGUCAGGCUCUGAUGCCAACACUGGAAGCUCUGUACCGGCAGGACCCUGAGUCCCUUCCUUUCCGUCAGCCGGUGGACCCCCAGUUACUGGGAAUACCCGUACGUAUUCGAACUAGUAACAAAACUAACCUGGACUACUUUGACAUAGUGAAGAACCCAAUGGACCUAUCUACCGUCAAGCGUAAGCUGGAUACGGGACAGUACCAGGAACCGUGGCAGUAUGUGGAGGACGUCUGGCUGAUGUUCAACAAUGCCUGGCUGUACAACCGCAAGACGUCCCGAGUCUACAAGUACUGCUCCAAGCUGGCUGAGGUGUUUGAGUCGGAGAUCGAUCCCGUCAUGCAGAGCCUGGGAUACUGUUGUGGGAGAAAGUUUGAGUUUUCUCCACAAACUUUGUGCUGCUAUGGAAAACAGUUAUGCACCAUCCAACGUGACGCUGCUUAUUUCAGCUACCAGAACAGUUCACCAAAAUAUGGGCUUCUUGCUGACAGGUACCACUUCUGUGAGAAGUGUUUCAACGAAAUCCAGGGCGAGAGCGUUUCCCUGGGUGACGACCCAUCCCAGCCUCAGACGUCCAUUAAUAAAGACCAGUUCCAGCGAAAGAAAAAUGACACGCUCGACCCAGAGUUGCUUGUGGAAUGUACCGACUGCGGUCGUAAAAUGCACCAGAUCUGUGUUCUGCAUAAUGAAACCAUAUGGCCAUCAGGUUUCGUAUGUGACAACUGCCUGAAAAUGGCCAAUAAGACACGGAAAGAGAACAAAUAUGCAGCGAAAAGGCUUCCUCAGACCAAGUUGGGGAACUUUUUGGAGACACGAGUGAACGACUACCUCAAACGGCAGAACCAUCCAGAGUCUGGUGAGGUCACAAUCCGUGUGGUCCAUGUGUCAGACAAAGUGGUUGAGGUCAAACCAGGCAUGAAGUCCAGGUUUGUGGACAGCGGCGAUAUGGCAGAGUCCUUCCCCUACAGGAUGAAAGCCUUGUUUGCAUUUGAGGACAUUGAUGGGGCAGAUGUUUGUUUUUUCGGCAUGCAUGUUCAAGAGUAUGGCUCUGACUGCCCACAGCCAAAUCAGAGGCGAGUGUACAUUUCCUACCUGGACAGCGUGCACUUCUUCCGACCUCGACACCUCAGGACUGCUGUUUACCACGAGAUCCUCAUAGGCUACCUGGAAUAUGUCAAGAGACUGGGGUUUACCACUGGUCAUAUCUGGGCCUGUCCACCCAGUGAAGGGGAUGAUUACAUCUUCCAUUGUCACCCAGCGGACCAGAAAAUCCCAAAGCCAAAACGUCUGCAGGAGUGGUACAAGAAAAUGUUGGACAAAGCUGUCGCUGAGCGCAUUGUGCAUGAUUAUAAGGAUAUUUUCAAGCAGGCUACAGAGGAUCGUCUGACCAGUGCCAAGGAGCUGCCGUACUUUGAGGGCGACUUCUGGCCAAACGUACUGGAGGAGAGCAUCAAGGAGCUGGAACAGGAGGAGGAGGAAAGGAAAAGGGAAGAGAACAGUACCUCUAAUGAGAGCACAGAUGCCACAAAAGGAGACAGCAAGAAUGCGAAAAAGAAGAACAAUAAAAAGACAAGCAAGAACAAGAGCAGCUUGAGCCGAGGCAAUAAGAAGAAGCCGGGGAUGCCCAGUGUCUCCAAUGACCUUUCCCAGAAACUGUACGCCACCAUGGAGAAACACAAAGAGGUCUUCUUUGUCAUCCGACUCAUUGCUGGCCCCACUGCCAACUCUCUGCCCCCCAUCACUGAGCCGGACCCUUUGAUGGCCUGCGAUCUGAUGGAUGGCCGUGAUGCCUUUCUCACUCUAGCCAGAGACAAACACCUGGAAUUCAGCUCUCUGAGGAGAUCCAAAUGGAGCUCCAUGUGCAUGCUGGUGGAACUGCACAACCAGAGCCAGGACCGUUUUGUCUACACCUGCAAUGAAUGUAAACACCAUGUGGAGACCCGCUACCACUGCACUGUCUGCGAGGAUUAUGACUUGUGCAUCACCUGCUAUAAUACUAAAGGUCACGAGCACAAGAUGGAUAAACUGGGUCUUGGACUGGAUGAUGACAGCAACAACCAGGCAGCAGCAGCCACUCAGAGCCCCGGAGAUUCCCGCCGCCUUAGCAUCCAGCGUUGCAUCCAGUCCCUGGUUCAUGCCUGUCAGUGCCGCAAUGCCAACUGUUCCCUGCCAUCCUGCCAGAAGAUGAAGCGUGUUGUGCAGCACACAAAAGGCUGCAAGCGCAAGACCAAUGGUGGCUGUCCCAUCUGCAAGCAGCUCAUUGCUCUGUGUUGCUACCAUGCCAAGCACUGUCAGGAGAACAAAUGUCCUGUCCCGUUCUGCCUGAACAUUAAGCACAAGCUCCGGCAGCAGCAGCUGCAGCACAGACUCCAGCAGGCCCAGAUGUUAAGGAGGAGGAUGGCCAGCAUGCAGCGGGUGGGACAGCCAGCUGGAGUGCCACCAGGGGGACCUGUUGGAGGACUUCCAUCUCCAGGGAAUAACAGUACAACAGCACCCAGUACCCCAACAUCUGGUGGCACUCAACCUCCAACUCCCCAGACCCCAACUCAGACUGUACCCCCAGUUGCACAGCAAGGAAUGGUCCCUGGACCUAGUGUCCAACAGCAACAGCAGCCGACUGGGAUCCCUCCACAAACCAGCAUGCCGCCUCAGCACCAUCUACACCAUCAGUUCCAGCAGAUGGCGGGUGGAGGCGUAGCGGGGGGGUUGAUGAGCUCUCCCCAACAUCAAAAGCAAAUACCUCCUCAGGUCCAACCACAACAGCAGCAAAGUGGUGCAGUGACCACCCCUCAGCAGCUCCAGCCGCAUACAAACAACCUCCCUCCAUAUGCCAGCAGACCCCCAGGUUCCUCCCCAAUUCACCAGUCCCAGGGCAAACCAGUUCUUGGCUCUGCAACACCUCCCCAACAGCAGCCCGGUGGCAACAUAUCUGGGGGUGUUGGAGGUCAGCAAACUCACUGCCAGUCCCAGGUCCAGCCUCCACUUUCACAGCAGCAGCCCCCCUCUGGCCCACCACCGGCAGCAGUGGAGAUUGCCAUGAAAAUCCAGCAGGUUGCCGAUGCACAGAGGAAGAUGGCACUGCAGAGACAGGCAGUUGCAGGUUUGAUGCAGCCUCACUCCCACCAUCAACAAGCUCAAGGUCAACAGAUGAGCAUGGGCCACCCGGGGGGAGUAGGGAUGGCUGGACCCCAGGGAAUGCCUCCGCAAACUCAAGCAGCAGCUGCUCGUACUCACAUGGAUCAGCAAGCAGGAGCUCCUCCAGGUAUGAUGGUUGGGCCAGGUGGACCCAUGCAGCAACCCCCUCAGCAGGGAAACAUUCCUCAGAGCCAGCUCUCUUCUCAGUUGCAGCUUCACCAACAGAGGAUGGGUGCUCCACUUCAAAACCCUCAACAGCAGCAACAACAGUGGGCAGGCCAGGGGCUGCCACCCCAACAGAGGCAGGCUAUGAUGAGUCAGAUGGGCCAUCCAGCCAUGAUGGCAGCUCAACAGCAGCAACAGAUGCAACAGCAGCAGCAAGCCCAGACUCAUGCUGCCCUGAUGAAUAUGGCACAGCAGCAACAAGGUGCUGGUGGUGGGGUCCCAGGGGGACCUGUCCCUGGCUCUGCUGGCAUCCCAGGCCCUGGUGCUGCUGGUGGGAAUAGUCCUCAAGCAGCCUUACAAGAGCUGCUUCGGACUCUUCGUUCACCUAGCUCACCGGUCCAGCAGCAGCAAGUCCUCAGCAUCCUACGCUCCAAUCCACAGCUCAUGGCUGCUUUCAUUAAGCAGAGGGCUUCAAAGUACAAGGGGGUGCAGGGAGGAGCAGGUGGUGUCACAGGGGGUCUUGGCCCUGCAGGGAGUCCUGUGGGGAAUGUCAUGACAGGAGGUCCACAGGUGAACAUGAAUGUUGCUGGUGCUGGCCAGACAGGGAUGCACAUUAGGGGUCAGGGAGGGGCGAAUGUCAACAUGGCCACUAUAGCACAGUUACAGCAAGUACAGCAACAACAACUGCAGCAGCAGCAACAACAACUGCAGCAGCAGCAACAACAGCUGCAGCAGCAACAACAGCUACAACAGCAACAGAGGCCAAUGCUCAACAGUUUACAACAGCAGCAAGUUGCAGCUCUCCAACAACAACAACAGCAGCAGCAGCAGCAGCAAGGAGGACGAGGAUUGCAAGGCCAGGGGCCACAAAUGGCAAACCUCAACAAUCCCCAGUUGAGAGAACUGUUCAUGAGACAGCAUCUCCAACAGCAGCAACAACCACAAAUGGGAGUCAAUCACGGCCAGUUCCAGCAGCCACCGCAAGGGCAGGGCUAUUUGGGGCAGGGUCCUCAAGCAGGACAGGGGCCACCCUCUAUUGGUUCUCAGCAGUCUGGUGGACCCCCGGGCCAGCAGGGGCAAGGCUAUCCAGGGACAAUGACCCAGCAGCAGGCUGCAGCUGCACUCCAACAGCGGCUCCAGCACCAGCACCACCUCCAAAUGCAGCAGCAGCAGAACGCCUUGGCUGGCAUACCAGGUGGUGAAGCAGGGCCAAGUGCCGGGGGUGUAGGAGGAAAUCAUCAGACACCACAAGGCCCUCAGCCCACUCAGGGUGGGCCACAACCUCUAUCCUCUCAGGCCCUGCUUCACCAGGCCCUCCACCAGAGGCUGCUCCAGCACCAGCAGCAGCACCUUGGCCCUGGAGGAUCACCAGCCCAGCACAGUAGCCCAAUGAGCCCCCAACAGUCCCAGCAAGUGUCCCAGUCACCACACCCCCACCUGCAGGGCCAAACUCUGCCCACAUCGCUGGCUAACCAGGUGCGAUCCCCACAACCCUCACCGAGACCACAGUCCCAGCCGCCACACUCCAGCCCAUCUCCCCGCUUGCAACUGCAGCCUUCCCCACAUCACAUCUCACCACAGAUGCAGACGGGCUCGCCGCACCCGGGCCACCUCAACCAGCACCACCCAGGUAUGGUGGUUCCCCCACAGCAGCAGCCACAGCCAGCAUCACAGCAGCAACAGAACUCUAUGGAGCAGUUUGGAUCCGAGCAGAGCGCCAUGUUGACUCAGCUGAGCGGCAUGGCUAGUCUCCACGGGCCGGGCGGUGGCAGUCAGGACCCACUGGGCCAGAACAUGAAUCACAACCCCUUAGACAUCAUGUAGGAUUGAUACUUCUCCUGUCAAGUUGAUCUGAGAUGUUCUGUGAUUCUUCGCACAAACUGCACUCAUCCAGAACAGUGUUAUUGUUACAACUUAGUUUUUUCUUUUUUAUAGUAUUAUUAUUAAAUGUUAUUUAAAAUGUUUUCAAUAAAGAUGCAUUGAACUGAACUUCCUAUGGGAGAUGAACAAUAAAUCAAACAGUCGUUAAAUAAAUUAGUAUAAAUGAAUUGUAAGUUAUUGCUGUUAAUAUAUUUUUGCCAAUUGUGGGCAAUGCAGGGGGUUAGUUUCUCCAGCGGCCCCACAGCGCCACCUCUCGCUGAAUACAACAGUGGUGAUAUUUUUGGGGGGUAAAUGGGAGUAUUUGCCUUUUAUUAAGAAGCUUUUGCUUUUUUUUUUUUAGAUUUCAAAAAUUAUCAAGAAGUAAAAUGAUAAUGCAAAGAGCCUUUUUUUAUUGUUAUUUUUGUUGUCCGUCAUCAGGCUGUAGUCUGUUUCAGCAGAGUGAUGUGGAUUUUUAAUUAUUAUUACUAUUGUAAAUCCAAAUGUGAUGCAUAUCUUCCUUUUUAAAAUGUUUGGUUUUGCUUUAUUUAUUUUUGGUUUUGGGGAGGGAUGGGUGAGGGGGUUCUGUACCGUGAGACUGCUAGAGUUGCUAUAGAAAUCUAUUUUUGUUAUUGAUUCUUAAGAGUUGGCGUAGUGUAUAUUUAAUUUGACUUUUAGAUGUAUUUAGUUGGGGGUUAUUCAGCCUUCUUUGCGGCAGCUGACCGUCCGCUGUCAGCGUGACAUGUUUGACGCCCAGACAGCUUCUCUAUCGGACAUCCGUCAUGCUGGAAGGGACUUUUUUCCCUCGCUAACAUGCAAACCUUCUCCCUCGAAUGUGUGUGCACUCCUUCCUUUAAAGACACUUCUUGUGGAGGCUUGGGGAGGAGGGGUGCAUAACUGUGUGCCUGUAACAUUUUGACUAUAAUGACCGGGAUGUGGACAGAAUGGGGUGGGAAGGGUUUAUUGUUUGUUUUUUUUUGUUUUUUUAGGAUUCUACUGUUUGGAAUAGACAGAGGAAAUUGAUCCAAAUGAACUGUGUUGCACAGAAAUGAGGAGAAUGGCGGCGAUGCGCGCCGUCUCUUUCUGCCUCGUCCCCUUUGCUGCUUUUCUUGGACUUUUGAAUCUCUUUCCUUUCCCUCCUUUUGUGAGGGGGAACUUACUCUCCCUCACCCCAAAACUCCAUUCCCCUCUAUCUUUUCUGCUAAGAACAUCGGGAGUUUAAUUUAAUAUUUUUUACUGUACAAAGGAAACACAAACUGGAUUCAAAUACAGUUUUUAUAAUAAAAUGAAAAUUACCA
Thalassophryne amazonica is the source of this 10250-nucleotide messenger RNA. RefSeq names its product E1A binding protein p300 b (gene ep300b). Gene Ontology annotation, biological process: positive regulation of transcription by RNA polymerase II. Bases 358 to 8919 code for a protein of 2853 amino acids. Gene Ontology annotation, cellular component: nucleus; histone acetyltransferase complex; transcription regulator complex. The transcript has 31 exons. Gene Ontology annotation, molecular function: histone acetyltransferase activity; zinc ion binding; protein binding. The record is from RefSeq and is a predicted model, not a curated record. Lineage: Eukaryota; Metazoa; Chordata; Actinopteri; Batrachoidiformes; Batrachoididae.